CUGGUCCAGCUGAUUUGAGGUUGAUAUUGUUGGUGGUUAUGUCAAAAAAAUCGUGCUCGAGCGGGAUUUUCACCCAAGUUUAUAUGCGGACCCGGCGCGGUGGGGCUUUAGUCGUCAAAACAUGGAGAUGAAUAUUUCCAUGAGCAGUAGAGGUGAUUUUUUAUGUUAUUCUAAGCAGGUUGCAGGGUAUCAUUAGUAUCAUCUCGGCUCUCGGUCCGUUUGAACGAGGAUUUGUUUGCUAGCGUUAGCAGUGUAGUCUAAUGUGAGCCAGAGCAGUGAAAUACUGUGAAUGACUGUUUAAGAGGCAUAUAACUAAUUAUCAUUAGCACGUCUUUGUUCGGAGUUUGUUGCUAUUUAAACGUCUUUAAUUACGCCGCUGGGUGACUGUCGAGAUUAGCUGCUGCUCCCGCUUGAGUUUUGUGAACUGUCUGGCUAGCUGGCUAGCAACUACCAUUAAACUGCUGCUGCCAUGCCAGAUUUAGCGUCUUUGUUCCAACAGAAUGGUCACCGUUAAGUGUGUCAGGUGUUAAUGCCACGAAGGACUAACGCCUGACCAUGGAAAAGCUGUCUAGCAGCUAUUGUUAACUGCUUCAGAAAGGGAGGAAGAAACGGGCGAGCUAUGCGGAGUGUGUCCCUGUAGCUGCUGCGUAGCUGGCAGUUGCUUUAAUGAGUGAGAGGAGUCGGUUAACGGAGCGGUAGGAGAUGCGGAUGCGGUGGACCGAGACGUGGUGGACUGACUUAGGGUCACUCGAAUGGACAGACAUCGAUCAGUAACUGAAUAGCACUGUGUCAGUGGUGGGGGAAGGUCUGCUCUGGUCUCCCAUGGACAUCUGCGGUAGGAACCCAAACCGCACUGCCCCGGUCAGCGAUGGGCAGCCCAGACGAGGCGACCUACCACUGUGCUCUCGGACGAAUGGUUGGAGCUGGCCUCCGCACCCCUUCCAGCUGCUGGCUUGGCUCCUUUACCUUUACUUUGCAGUCACAGGCUUUGGAGUGUUUGUCCCCCUGUUGCCAUCCCAUUGGAUCCCAGCGGGGUAUAUCUGUACGGGCAUUACAUUUGUGUGCCACCUAUUUGUGCACCUGACGGCGGUCUCUAUCGACCCUGCUGACUACAAUGUUAGAGCGAAGAGCUACAAAGGACCAGUUCCUGUGUUUGACCGCACCAAGCAUGCACACGUGAUUGAGAACUGCCACUGCUACCUCUGUGAGGUGGAUGUCGGGCCAAAGUCCAAACACUGCAGUGCUUGUAAUAAGUGCGUGGCCAGUUUUGAUCAUCACUGUAGAUGGCUGAACAACUGUGUGGGCAGCAGAAACUACUGGCUUUUCCUGAACAGUGUCAUAUCAGCUCUGCUGGGUAUAUUUUUAGUUGUGAUCAUUGCAAGUUACGUUUUUAUUGAGUUCUUUUUGGAUCCGUCAAAACUUCGAUCCGACAAACACUUUCAGCAAGUGAAGAAUGAAUCUGUGGUAUGGUUUGUAUUCCUGCCGGUGGCUCCAGUGUCUACUGCAGGUCCAGCCAUCCCUGCCCUGGCAGGAGUGACCAUAGCUUUGGGGCUACUCUCCAGUCUGCUGCUUGGCCAUUUGCUUUGCUUCCACAUCUACCUCAUGUGGAACAGGCUGAGUACAUAUGAGUAUAUCGUUCGACAGAGGCAUCGACAGGAGACAAGGGACACCAAUAAGGGCCCUUUAGGGAAUGAGCCUGGAGUUCCCAAGAUGAAUCUCAUCAAGGACGUGAGCUACUCAGGCACUCUAGGCUACACCAAUCCAGAGAUGGAGGUGGAGGAUCCUACUACCAUGAGCUCACGAGGCAGACAUGAGUUGCUUGGUAACGGCAAGGUCAGAAGUUCACCAGAGAGAAUGGUUGAAGAGGAGCUGCUCCCUUCCAUCUCCACAGAACAGAAACCAGCACCUCGCCCACUCAAAAACACCCAGAAGAAAAAGAAAAAAGUGCGUAAAGUUCCAGCAGAAGUGAUAAAUGACCGAGCCACUGAGAUGGGCACCAGCAGAGCCAUUGCACACCAUUCUGCUGAGCAGGACUCCUCUGUAGCUGCUGCCACCCUGUCCUCAUCCCUAAGCCAGCGCCUCCCAUUCCCAGCGUUCCCCCUGCGAGUGACCCUGCCCCCCCUGGCUCCCGUGCAGGCCGCCGGCCCCCCAGCUGAAUACCAUUCUGAUUCCGCAGAGUCUCUGGAGGAGAUUCCUGUAGCUCUGGCGCGACUGGGCACUGCCACACUGGCGGGGGCACCGACACCCAUCUCUGUUGCUACUGCUGCCCAUUCCUCCUCUACCCAACGUGCUUUGCCUCCUCCCACAGCUGCCCAGCCCCUGCCCUCUCCCCAGCCCAGGACCAAGAGGAAGGCUGCAGCUCGGAAGGCUGCAGAGCAGCGGUUCGAAAUGGCGUCCCAGAAUCCCUCCGUGUUCGUCAGCCAAGGGAGUGGAGAGGCAGCCAUAUCUUUAGAGGGCGCCAGAGCGGAUGAUCUGCCGAGUUCUUCAGGGAAACGCAAGCACACAAGCAAGAAGAGGAGCGUGGAGGAGCACAGGCCCAGCUCCAGAGCUAGCACCCCACUGGCGUGAGAACACUAACUCCCAAAUCAUGCCUCUCCUGGGGAGGGGACUUUAGUAAGCUUAGCCCCGAAUGCUCUGGAAAUUCAAAAACUGACUAGACCGACAAGCUACUUCUGGAAUAAAGAAUCCACUACAGUCUCAGAUGUAGCGCCAAAAGCCUCAGAUAACCUAUGCAAACACCACUGAAUGUAGGCAUUUGGACACUAUAGAGUCCAGUGGACUUGGAUUUGCAUCUUUUGAGAAAUUUAGCAUUUCAUUUAUUUCAAUACAUUUUGCUAUAACUUCUCUGUAGCAUUGCACAAUUGCAUUUUUUAUCAUUUUAUUUAUCACUACUGUUUUUUAUCAACUAUUUAUUCAUAUUGAAUGCCAAAGCUCAUAUACUAUGUACAGUCUUUACCAGACUGACUGUUGCUUUGUAAGUAAGCCCAGUGUUUAUUUUUAUCCUACAUAUCUGUUCAUCACUACCAGACGUUACGUUUAUUUAAAUGAAUUGUCUGCUUUAUUCAUGCAUAACAUGUUUUUUAUCCUCUUUAACAGUUACUUAAAAAAAAUUACACUCAUUCCUUUGGCAGUAGGCCACGUUCAAUAUUUCUUUGCGCCUACACUCUCUAAGUGUCUGGAUCUAUUGCAGGCCUCAAAGUGCACAGUAUUUGCUUUUUUUAAACUGCCAGAGAACUACAUCUUGUCUACAGAUUAUUAUUGACAUUUUCUAGACGUUUGAAGAAUAUCUUUAAGAAAACCGCUUUAAUAAUCUCAGCAGAAGACAUGAAUUUGUUGUCCAGGUGACUGCUUGUUUUGUGUUGUCUAAAAGAACGUCGAUGCAGAAUCCACUUUCUUGUACAGCACUGUGAUAUGUUGAAUCUUUUAAGCCACUUAAUGUUUUUUCUACUUCUCCCACCUUCAAUAAAAGCUGGAGCUUGUCAUACCCUCGCACACUCA
Molecule: messenger RNA, 3498 nt
Organism: Colossoma macropomum (tambaqui)
Lineage: Eukaryota; Metazoa; Chordata; Actinopteri; Characiformes; Serrasalmidae
Gene: zdhhc1
Product: zinc finger DHHC-type containing 1
Exons: 11
Coding region: 823-2568 (581 amino acids)
Biological process (GO): peptidyl-L-cysteine S-palmitoylation; protein targeting to membrane
Cellular component (GO): endoplasmic reticulum; Golgi apparatus
Molecular function (GO): protein-cysteine S-palmitoyltransferase activity
Source: RefSeq, a predicted model, not a curated record